AUGGGGUCAUCUAUUGAUGCCAUCCAAGUGGUCACGCAAUCUGACUCAAAAUCCCCACGCGAAUCAUCGUCAGGCAAGGCCGACGAAAGCCCACAUGGGGAAAUCGCCAUUCAGGAAGUCCCCAAAACUUCGUGGAAGUCUUACAUAUGGGAUACCUUCGACAAAUCGCCUGAAGAGCGAAGGUUUCUUUUCAAGUUGGACGCCGUCAACGUCAACAAUGCCUUCGUAUCCGGAAUGAAAGAAGACCUCAAUUUGUAUGGCAACGAACUCAACUACAUGCAAACUUGCUGGACUGUCGGCUACGUGCUGGGCGAAAUACCAAGUAACAUCUUGCUGACUCGGAUCCGACCGAGCAUCUGGAUCCCCACAUGCGAAGUCCUGUGGUCCGUUCUCACCAUUCUACUGACGCAGUGCAAAACCCCCACUCAGCUGUACGUCUUACGCUUCAUCAUCGGCCUAGCCGAAAGCAGCUUCUACCCCGGAAUGCAAUACAUCGUUGGCUCUUGGUACAGGAAAGACGAAUUGGCGAAACGAUCAUGUCUUUUUCACGCCAUGGGCAACGUCGGGUCCAUGGUAUCUGGUUACCUCAUGGCCGGUGCCCACAACCUGGAUGGCGUGCAAGGCUAUCAAGGGUGGCAGUGGCUGUUCAUUACUAACACCAUCGUUUCGCUCCCAAUAGCCAUAUCUGGCUUCUUUUUCCUGCCAGACGUGCCCGAAAUCACUAAGGCGUGGUACUUUACCCCUGAAGAAAUUGCGCUCUCAAAGAAGCGGAUGGAGCUUGAAGGGCGCGCCAACCGUGCGCCUUACACCAAGGCGAAACUACGGCGCAUUUUCUCCAGCUGGCAUAUCUAUAUGCUCGUCUUGCUAUACAUCCUAUUCAACAAUGGCAAUGGUGGGAACACGCAGCCGGCCUUCCCGCUUUGGCUUAAGAGCGAAGGAUACAGUGUCAAGGAAAUCAACCUCUACCCGACAAUUACCGAGGUCAUUAGCGUUAUCACGACACUGAUCUACGCCUGGACAUCCGACAGCCUGUUCCGCGGUGCUCGCUGGCCAGCCAUCGUGUUUUCUGGUGUGGUUAAGAUCGUGGCCUAUGUCAGUCUCACCAUCUGGGAAAUUCCCGUAGCAUGGAAGUGGACAUGCUUCUUUCUCUGCGGCUUUGGGAGCGGUAUCAGUGGUCUAUCGUUUGCCUGGGCACACGAACUUUGCAGUGAUGAUAAUGAGGAGAGAGCACUGGUUGUGGGGGCUAUGAACGAGGCUGCUUAUAUCGUUCAAGCAUGGUUGCCGUUGUUGAUUUGGCAACAGGUCGAAGCGCCAAGAUAUCCAAAGGGUUACUCAACGUCCAUCGCACUGGCGGUUUUGUUGAUUGGGGUUGCUAUGAUAAUUCGGUUUCUGCAUCAUCGGGAGAUCAGGUUCAAGGCUCCGGCAAAGGUUGCACAGGUCUAAUAUUCUGUACGUCAGUAGCGAGGGUAAGCGUC
Molecule: messenger RNA, 1475 nt
Organism: Pseudomassariella vexata
Lineage: Eukaryota; Fungi; Ascomycota; Sordariomycetes; Amphisphaeriales; Pseudomassariaceae
Product: major facilitator superfamily transporter
Exons: 4
Coding region: 1-1443 (480 amino acids)
Biological process (GO): transmembrane transport
Cellular component (GO): membrane
Molecular function (GO): transmembrane transporter activity
Source: RefSeq, a predicted model, not a curated record